This is a messenger RNA of Pseudocercospora fijiensis CIRAD86, 306 nucleotides long. RefSeq lists its product as uncharacterized. Gene Ontology annotation, biological process: protein phosphorylation. Gene Ontology annotation, molecular function: protein kinase activity; ATP binding. The transcript has a single exon. Lineage: Eukaryota; Fungi; Ascomycota; Dothideomycetes; Mycosphaerellales; Mycosphaerellaceae. The record is from RefSeq and is a predicted model, not a curated record. The annotation marks the transcript as partial.
ACCUUGCUGCAGCUGCACACUUCAGGCUGGCUGCACAAAGAGUUCAGGUCGGACAAUGUGCUGUUUUUUCGAGACUCUGCUGAAGAUCCUGGCGCUUUUCUGCGCUCCAAAUUGCGCGUUACAGGCUACGCUCAUGCACGCCUUGAUCGCCCUACCGAGCCCACGGAGCCUUUGCAAUCGGAGCUUGAGGCGGAUCUCUAUCGCCAUCCAGCUUGUCUGCGUCAACACCGAGAGUCUUUCCAACGCGCGUUUGACAUGUUCAGCGUCGGAUGCGUGCUGAUUGAGCUGGGUCUUUGGCGAAGUCUU